AAGCAAAUGCAAAGAAAACAAAUAAGCAAAAGAAAUAUUUUUCUAUACAAAAAGAAAAAAUAAUAUUCGGAUAGCUUACAAAUAACGCUGAGGAGAAGGAAGAGAGAAGAAACAGUGAAGAAAAAGAAAAAAAAAAGUCAUUAAUAUUCUCCAUCGAUUUUUGCCGACCGAGGAAUAUAUCUUCUUCCGCUUCUUCAUUUCAACAGAAAUUUUCUUUGAAAUCGGUUUGAUUCAGCCAUGGCUAACGCAGCGUCGGGAAUGGCUGUGCACGAUGAUUGCAAGCUAAAAUUCUUGGAACUGAAGGCAAAACGAACAUUCCGUACCAUAGUGUACAAGAUUGAGGACAAGCAAGUGAUUGUAGAGAAACUCGGCGAGCCUGAACAAUCAUACGAUGACUUUGCAGCAAGUCUUCCAGAUAAUGAAUGCCGAUAUUGCAUCUAUGAUUUCGACUUUGUCACUGAGGAGAAUUGCCAGAAGAGCAAGAUUUUCUUCAUCGCAUGGUCUCCUGACACAGCCAAAGUGAGAGACAAGAUGAUUUACGCGAGCUCUAAGGAUAGGUUCAAGCGAGAGCUAGAUGGGAUUCAAGUGGAGCUUCAAGCAACCGAUCCAACCGAGAUGGGUCUUGAUGUUUUCAAGAGCCGCACCAACUAAGCAAAACAAAACCCUUGCAAAGGGCAUUGAAUAAGUUUGUUUUAUGGAGUGAUGAUAUAUGUUUCUGUUAACAGUUUCCUCUUGACGGUUAUGAAACUUUUAACUCCUUUCAUUAUAUUUGGGUAUUAUUGUAUUUGAUGUCUUGAUGACGAUGUGUUUCAUCUAUCAACUAUGAGAUUGUGUACCCUUGUGGUGGUUUGCAAUCUGUGUCAGUUUAUAGUUAUGUUACAAUACGUGAAAAAUCAAAUUGGUGUUAUUGAUAUAUGUUAUGUGGCUUUAAGCCUUUGUCUC
Eutrema salsugineum is the source of this 942-nucleotide messenger RNA. Its product is annotated as actin-depolymerizing factor 2. Gene Ontology annotation, molecular function: actin filament binding. Bases 238 to 651 code for a protein of 137 amino acids. NCBI's taxonomy places the organism in Eukaryota, Viridiplantae, Streptophyta, Magnoliopsida, Brassicales, Brassicaceae. The record is from RefSeq and is a predicted model, not a curated record. Gene Ontology annotation, cellular component: actin cytoskeleton; cytoplasm. The transcript has 3 exons. Gene Ontology annotation, biological process: actin filament depolymerization.